Nomia melanderi (Alkali bee) is the source of this 725-nucleotide messenger RNA. RefSeq names its product protein KRTCAP2 homolog. The record is from RefSeq and is a predicted model, not a curated record. Gene Ontology annotation, biological process: protein N-linked glycosylation. NCBI's taxonomy places the organism in Eukaryota, Metazoa, Arthropoda, Insecta, Hymenoptera, Halictidae.
GAUGGUUUUUGAGAACCGAUUUCUAAUGUUCAUGCGAAUGACAGUUGCGUUCCGUAAAACCGUCAGAGUUUCGCCCCUAUAGGAGUCCUAUAUUUCUAGUGACACGAUACAAGUUUUGUCUACGUGAUACCGAUUUCUGUCCACGGUAGAAAAAGCGACAGCGAUUAAGUAGUUUUUCUGUCAAAAUGUCCGUUAGCAGUGGAGUAUCGUUCGCUCUGUCGUCGAUCCUGACGGUCCUUGUAUUCUCCGGAAUGCAAAUUUACAAAUCUUUGCUAGCAUCAUCGCAAAUGUAUACCAUAUUAGGAGGAUACAUUGGAUCAUUACUGUUCAUAUGUGUAUUAACUGCUAUAGGGAACUUAGAGACUACAAUAUUUGGAAAAUCUUUCCAACAGAAAUUAUUCCCAGAAGUUAUGUUUGCACUAAUUGUUAGUUUAAUCGCAUCAGGACUGGUGCAUCGUGUUGCAAUUACAACCUGUUUCUUAUUUUCCAUGGUUGCUCUUUAUUACAUAAACCGAAUCUCCCAAGAGACAUAUUCCGUGCCAGUACCUGUACCGGUAGCAGUGCACACAAAGAAAAGAAAAUAGGGAAAAUUAUUAACUUAAUGCAACUUUUCUACCAUACCAUCACGCUCAAAUAAGUCGGAAGAAAUGAGUUUUGAUACUGUCUCAAAUUAUCAACUAUUACAUGUAGUUCAAUUACUUCGUUAAUAAAGAUUUUUGAUCAUU